This is a messenger RNA of Myxocyprinus asiaticus (Chinese sucker), 2263 nucleotides long. Its product is annotated as cadherin-related family member 5-like. Gene Ontology annotation, cellular component: adherens junction; membrane; catenin complex. The record is from RefSeq and is a predicted model, not a curated record. Gene Ontology annotation, molecular function: cadherin binding; calcium ion binding. The coding region runs from base 1 to 2214 and encodes 737 amino acids. Lineage: Eukaryota; Metazoa; Chordata; Actinopteri; Cypriniformes; Catostomidae. Gene Ontology annotation, biological process: homophilic cell-cell adhesion; cell-cell junction assembly; multicellular organism development. The transcript has 15 exons.
AUGGACCUUUGCUCUGUGGAAAAUGCAGAGGUCAGUAACAUUGUUUUUGUGCCGGAGAACAACACUAUCGAUGCUACAGUUGCAACAAUUAAAGCUGAUGAGGGGGUGACAGUUCGUAUCACUGGUCAGCAACCAGAGAAUCUCUUCAGUCUUAACGGCCGCAGUAUCACUGCCAAUAUUGUGCUGGACUAUGAGACAUUUAACAAGGAUAUUCCCUAUUUGGUGCACAUUGAGUGUACAAAAGAUGGUUCAACUACCUUAUUAACAGUGCGCAUAAUUGUUCAGAACAUAAAUGAUAAUCCACCAGUAUUUGCAGAGAGCCAGUACACAAUUGACAUCAAUGAGUUAACAAUAGAGGGUACCACUGUGGCGCGAAUCACUGCAACGGAUGCUGAUGAAGGUGAUCGCCUCUACUAUAAUCUGAUUUCACCCGAGGGAGAAUUUGAACUGCGGGCCACUUUUGAUCCUGACAUACUGGUGAAAAAACUUCUGGAUUAUGACAAAAUUAAAAAAGUCACAAUGACGCUGUAUGCACAGGACACCCAGGACUCUGCGCCAGUUUCCCACACUGCCUCGGCCACUAUCACAGUCAAUAUCAUAGACAUUGACAAUCGUCCACCAUGGUUCCAGCCCUGUACAGAAAUGGAGGUCAGCACCAGCAAAUUGUGCCUGAACUCUGGCUACGAAGGGACAGUCAACUUAACCGAACAAGUGGUGGGUCCUUUGCCCUUGAAGCCAGGUCCAGUCAAUGCUAUUGAUGGUGACAAGGGUAGGAACGAGCCAAUUGGCUACAGAUUUCUUGAAGGAAAUGAAGAUGGUACAUUUGAUAUCAACUCUAACAGUGGGAGCAUCACAAUGCUAAAACCAGUAGGCGUAUCAGGCCCGAUUGUUCUUACAGUUAUGGCAUUUCAAGAGCAGAAAAUUGAUCAGUUUGCCACCACCACAGUCAUCCUAAGGGUGGUGGAGACUAGUAGGCAUCCUCCUAAAUUUGUGAAGCCCAGUUACGAAGGUUUUAUCUCAGAGGACGCAGAUGUGGACAGCUUGUUACUGGAGAGCCAAACCUCCAACAAGCCCCUCCGUGUACAGGCAACAGAUGAAGACUUUUCUAAUGGGGUGAAUCCUAACAUCAGAUUUGAGGUUGUAGACAGCACUGAUUUCUCGAUAACUCCAGAAGGAUUCAUACUCAUGGCAAAGGCAGUUGCCCCUGGCACUGUAAAUUUACAAAUGAGGGUGGUUGACACGACCAACGAUGAAUCAAGCAUUGCUUCCCUUACCAUUGAGGUUACUCCAGGGGUUCCCACGACCACUAAGGUCACUACUAUCAAGACUACGUCUAUCAUAACCACAAAUAAGAUCACUGACACACCACAAACAAAAAGCACCUCCACCCCCACCUCCAUCCCCACAUCUAUCUCCACCUCUAACCCAGACACUUCUACCUCUAACUCCAUCACCUCCACAACUCCUGGUCCCACCACAGGUGGGCCGCAGGUGAGAGUGGGUGAGUAUAGAACAGAGGAUAUGGCAGCUCUAGGGGCCAGUUUGGCUGUGGUGAUAGUCCUGUGCUUGGUUUGUAUCGGACUGCUGGCGCAACGCGUCAAGGGCCAUAACGCAGACUGGAAGAAACUUUCAGAAGCUAGUAUCUUCCGUAGCACUUUGGGUGGGGGUUCGGGUGGUCCCAAGGAGGGUGUGCAGUACACUAACGAGGGCUUCCAGCAUGAUGAUGGUUCUGGAAGCGUGAACUCUAGGCUGGCUGCUGACCUGGAGAUGAAACUAGAAUCUGGGCUGAAGUCAGAACCGAGUCAAGCGUCACCACAAGAGCAGGUGACACCCAGCAGCGCUUCGAUUCUCCAAACACCCGCCACCUGCAGCAUUCCACCCGAUUCCACCAGCCUGGGGAGUUUAGAUACCCUAGACGGUGAGAAGGAAGUGAAACCGAUCCUUACUAAAGAGCGACGUGCAGAGGAGGGCUACAAAGCCGUCUGGUUUAAGGAAGACAUUGACCCUAACACCAAAGAGGAAGUGGUCAUCAUUCCAGACACUGGUGACCUGGUGGGAGACCAUGAGGAAGGGGAUGACAAGGAGGAGGAAGAGGAUGACAAUGAGGAGGAACAGGAAGAUGAGGAUCAUCUAAAGACAGACAUGGAUGAAGAGCUGGCAGGGAGAUAUUUUAAAGGCUUAGAAGAUGAAGGCAGAAUGACUUCAGAUUUGUAGAGCUCUGAUUGUAGAGCCUGUUUGGGGAUUACAAAGCAAGUGGAUGGCA